Molecule: messenger RNA, 303 nt
Organism: Cylicocyclus nassatus
Lineage: Eukaryota; Metazoa; Nematoda; Chromadorea; Rhabditida; Strongylidae
Source: the annotation of a GenBank genome assembly
AGGUUGUCAGCUUCAAAUGCCAGUUUUAGUAGUGAAUGCAAGUCAAGUUAACAUUUUUCAAGCAUGCUGUACGAUUCUGCCAUUUGUAACUGCGCCACCUACGCUACCGACAACAUUACCCGUAACACCUCCACACUGUCAGUGUCCCAUGGAUCUGUACAGCGACAGAGUUUGCCCCUCAACUGGACCUUGCAACAGAGAUCCUAAGGCAGUUACAUAUUAUCCUCCGCCACUGUGCCCAGUCAACAUAAACUGCGAAGAAACAGACUACUUACGAUUUUAAUUCUCUGAUGGAAGCUACAU